GAAUUAACGAGUAGCACCUGAACGCACCAGGGGGUAGUAGUUAUUUUGACAUUCUAAAAUGACGGACCCGGAGGAUCACUGGAAAACGGAUGGUGCGUUCAGCGACAGCGGCUUUGACCACAGUUUCUUUGCUGAAAGUGCAAAAAAGGGUUCAGUUGUGUCCAGAGCCAACAGCAUUGGCUCGACAAGUGCCUCUUCAGUACCAAAUACAGAUGAUGAAGACAGCGACUACAGACAGGAGACAUACAAAGACUCGUAUAAAGAUCGACGGAGGCAAGCGCACACACAGGCUGAGCAGAAGCGCAGGGAUGCAAUCAAGAAAGGAUACGAAGACCUUCAGUCCAUCGUGCCGACCUGCCAGCAGCAGUCUGAAUUUGCAGUAGGAGCACAGAAGAUCAGCAAGGCUACUGUGCUGCAGAAAACGAUUGACUACAUCCAUUUUCUUCAUAAAGAAAAGAAGAAGCAAGAGGAGGAAGUUAGUUUGCUAAGGAAAGAAGUGAUGGCGCUGAAGAUCAUGAAAACGAACUAUGAGCACAUAGUGAAGGCACACCAGAACAACCCAGAGCAAGGAGAGGAUCAGGUGUCUGACCAAGUCAAGUUCAACAUCUUUCAGAGCAUCAUGGACUCCCUGUUCCAGUCGUUCAGUAACUCUGUCUCAGUGAGCAGCUUUCAAGAACUCUCUGCUUGUGUUUUCAGCUGGAUCGAGGAGCACUGCAAGCCACAGACGCUAAGGGAUUUUGUUGUUGGUGUGCUCCAGCAGCUCAACAGUCAGCUGUAUUGACUGAGUGCACCUCUGGGCUGAACUCCCAGAUAUUGACUUUGGGCUUACUCUUGCCUCUCAGGGUGGAGUAAAAACUCCAAUCAGCUUCAAGCCACGCCGCAGUAUUUACACUCACUUUAACUCAUCAGUGACUCCCUGGCUGAGAUUGGAUUACCUCAAACCGUACUACAGGAAGAAAUGAAAAUGCACAGUGGCUGGAGCAGAUUCUAAAGGGAUGUUUUUAUCAUAGGCCUUAUUUUAUUUUUCUACAGAUCCUGGGGUCUUGGGUUCAAUCAUUAGCUUAUUAAACGGAAUCAUGUCUCCCCUUUAACUCAAGAUUUCCAGUGUAGAACCCCUGCAAUAUCUCUCCUCGUGAUGUUUUCAGACUUCUUGAGAAAGAUUUGUUUUUUUAGACUUCAAAAUCAGUGAAGAUAGAGUUUGGGUUUAAGAUUACUGAAAUGUCCCUUUAAGAGUUCAGAAGCUUUUUGUGAUUUUAAUGCACACAUGAAAAUGUUUUUACUUUGAUCAGUUGCUUUCAUGAUCAGUAUCAGUUCAUUCCAAACUGUGCAUUAGUGUGACUUUUGAAGUGAAUGUUUGAAUCUCUACCCUUCACCAGUCACUGCUUUCUUGUUAGAACCAAGUAUGGGCCUUGCACAGGGAUUUAGAGCUGCUGUACUGUACUUGUGUAUUUGUGUAUACAGUCAUACACAUAAAAAACAACUGUCAUAUGACGAAGAGCAGCUUUGCUCUGGUUUUAAUCACAGUGAAAUACAGAUUUUUUGAGCCUGUUGUUGCUUCCCAUCUUUUUGUUUUGAUAGUUCUUUUAUGAUUAUCACGCACUGUACAUCACCACUCAGCUGUGUAAAGAAAUAUGUUGUUUAAUUUGUCCGUUGUGAAAUAAAAAAAAAGUCUGAGAUGAGGACAGAACAUACA
Notolabrus celidotus (New Zealand spotty) is the source of this 1693-nucleotide messenger RNA. RefSeq names its product MAX dimerization protein MLX (gene mlx). Gene Ontology annotation, cellular component: nucleus. The transcript is spliced from 8 exons. The record is from RefSeq and is a predicted model, not a curated record. The coding region runs from base 59 to 781 and encodes 240 amino acids. Lineage: Eukaryota; Metazoa; Chordata; Actinopteri; Labriformes; Labridae. Gene Ontology annotation, biological process: regulation of transcription by RNA polymerase II. Gene Ontology annotation, molecular function: DNA-binding transcription factor activity, RNA polymerase II-specific; protein dimerization activity; RNA polymerase II cis-regulatory region sequence-specific DNA binding.